Messenger RNA from Physeter macrocephalus (sperm whale), 1252 nucleotides. RefSeq names its product axin-1. Gene Ontology annotation, biological process: positive regulation of protein kinase activity; negative regulation of canonical Wnt signaling pathway; positive regulation of proteasomal ubiquitin-dependent protein catabolic process. The coding region runs from base 191 to 1072 and encodes 293 amino acids. Gene Ontology annotation, cellular component: plasma membrane; nucleus; beta-catenin destruction complex. NCBI's taxonomy places the organism in Eukaryota, Metazoa, Chordata, Mammalia, Artiodactyla, Physeteridae. The record is from RefSeq and is a predicted model, not a curated record. The transcript has 2 exons. Gene Ontology annotation, molecular function: ubiquitin protein ligase binding; I-SMAD binding; molecular adaptor activity.
CCCGCCGCGUCGCCGCUGAGCGCAUGGGCCGCACCGCGCCGCGCCGCUCUGGGAGCCGGUCCCGGGGCCCCGCCGCCGCCGCCGCCGCCGCCGCCUCCGCCGCUCGGGACAGAUUGAUUCACUUUGGAGCUGUAAGUACUGAUGUAUUAGGGUGCAGCGCUCAUUGUUCAUUGACGCACAGAGUCCCAAAAUGAAUAUCCAAGAGCAGGGUUUCCCCUUGGACCUCGGAGGAAGUUUCACCGAAGAUGCCCCCCGACCCCCAGUGCCUGGUGAGGAGGGUGAACUGGUGUCCACGGACCCCAGGCCCAUCAGCCACAGCUUCUGCUCUGGGAAAGGUGCUGGGAUUAAAGGUGAGACUUCAACAGCCACUCCGAGGCGCUCAGAUCUGGACUUGGGGUACGAGCCUGAGGGCAGCGCUUCGCCCACCCCUCCGUACUUGAAGUGGGCCGAGUCGCUGCACUCCCUACUGGAUGAUCAAGAUGGGAUAAACCUGUUUAGGACUUUCCUGAAGCAGGAGGACUGUGCCGAUCUCCUGGACUUCUGGUUUGCCUGCAGCGGCUUCAGGAAACUGGAGCCCUGUGACUCGAAUGAGGAGAAGAGGCUGAAGCUGGCCAGAGCUAUCUACCGCAAGUACAUCCUCGAUAACAAUGGCAUUGUGUCCAGGCAGACCAAGCCAGCCACCAAGAGCUUCAUAAAGGACUGCAUCAUGAAGCAGCAGAUCGAUCCUGCCAUGUUUGACCAGGCCCAGACGGAAAUCCAGUCUACCAUGGAGGAGAACACCUACCCCUCAUUCCUCAAGUCCGAUAUUUAUUUGGAGUACACGAGGACAGGCUCGGAGAGCCCAAAGCUCUGCAGUGACCAGAGCUCCGGGUCGGGGACAGGGAAGGGAGUACCUGGAUACCUACCCACUUUGAACGAAGAUGAGGAAUGGAAAUGUGACCAAGACGUAGAUGAAGACGAUGGCAGAGACCCUGCUCCCCCCGGCAGGCUCACGCAGAAGCUGCUCCUGGAAACCGCCGCCCCGAGGGCCUCCUCAAGUAGACGGUACAGCGAAGGCAGAGAGUUCAGGUGAGUCCGACCCGAGGCCUCCGUUUCUGUGCUCACCUCCAAGACCUGGAGAACUAGCAGGGAAAGGUCUUGUCCUUCAGCCCCAAAGUGGGUGGACUCCUGGAGCUGGGGCAAGUUGUGGUUUUAGUCUUUACUCAUGAUGCCUUCACAUUUGUCAUUAGAUGUUUUUAAUGUUUGUAUUUUG